AUGCCUAUUGUUUUUCCUUCCUUCUUUUUCUUUUUCUCUUUCAUUUUCUUCUUUCCCCUUUUUCUUUCUUUCUUGCUUUCUUUCUUUCUGUCUUUCCCUCUUUCUCUCUCUCUUUCUUUCUUUCUUUCUUUCUUUAUUUAUUUCUUUGUGUUUCUCUCUCUUUCUUUCUCUCUCUUCUUUUUUAUAUCUCUCUUUCUCUUUCUUUCUUUCUUUCUCCUUCUUUCUUUCUUUCUUUCUUUCAUUCUUUCUGUCUUUCCCUCUUUCUCUCUCUCUUUCUUUCUUUCUUUAUUUCUUUCUGUUUCUCUCUCUUUCUUUCCUCUCUUCUUUUUAUAUCUCUCUUUCUCUUUUUUUCUUUCUUUCUUUCUUUAUUUGUGUUUCUCUCUCUUCUUUUUUCUAUCUCUCCUUCUUUCUCUCUCUUUCUUUUUUUCUCUCUCUUUUUUUUCUUUCUUUUUUCUUUCUCUCUCUUUCGUUUUCUCCCUUUCUUUCUCUCUCCACUUCUCCCUUUCGUUCUCUCUCUCCUACUGUCUUUCGUCCUUUCUUUCUCUCGCUUUCGUUUUCUCUCUUUCGUUCUCCCUCUCCUUCUCUCUUUCUUUCGUUCGUUCGUUCGUUCGUUCGUUCUUUCUUUCUUUCUUUCUUUCUUUCUUUCUCUUUCGUUUUCUCUCUCUCCUUCUCUCUUUCUUUCGUUCUUUCUUUCUCUCUCUUUCGUUUUCUCUCUUUCGUUCUCUCUCUCUCCUUCUCUCUUUCUUUCUUUCUUUCUUCUUCCUUCCUUUUAUUUUUUUUUAUUUCUUUCUCUUCACCUCUGUCAUUCUUCUUUCUUUCAUUUUUCUGUUCUUUUCAUUUCGUCUCUCUUUUUUUUUUCUUAAUAAUCUUCAUGUUUUCAUUCGACUCUUUUUCUUCAACUUCUUCUUUAUUUUCUUAUUCUUACGCGUCCUUAAUUCAUAUAUUUUUCUUGUUGUAUCUGUCACAUUUCUUUUCCUUUCCACCCAUCUUUAUUUUUAUUUUAUUUUCUUCAUAUCCAUUUUCGCUCAUUUCCCUCCUUCUCUUUCAGUGUUUUUCAUUUUCUUCAUACUCGACAAAGAAUUUUUUUUAUACAUCUCAUUCUCCUCUUUUUUCUCAUGUCUUUUUUUCAUUCAUUGUUCUUCUAUUUUCCUUUCUUCAUUUUUCUUCUGUUUUCAUUCUUUCAUUUUUUUCUUUCUUCCUUCUUCUUACUAUCUGUUGUAG
Messenger RNA from Acanthosepion pharaonis, 1221 nucleotides. NCBI's taxonomy places the organism in Eukaryota, Metazoa, Mollusca, Cephalopoda, Sepiida, Sepiidae. The record is from the annotation of a GenBank genome assembly.